Molecule: messenger RNA, 1262 nt
Organism: Gastrolobium bilobum
Lineage: Eukaryota; Viridiplantae; Streptophyta; Magnoliopsida; Fabales; Fabaceae
Product: E3 ubiquitin-protein ligase BIG BROTHER
Exons: 8
Coding region: 185-922 (245 amino acids)
Biological process (GO): negative regulation of organ growth; protein ubiquitination
Molecular function (GO): ubiquitin conjugating enzyme binding; ubiquitin-protein transferase activity
Source: RefSeq, a predicted model, not a curated record
CUUUUGUUGUAAUAUCGGAAUUCCGGCAUUAACAAAAUCGGAAUAAAGAAAGAGAGAGAACCAAAUUUCCACAUAAAAUCAAAACCCUCUCUCUCUCUUUCUCUCCAAUUUCCUCUUUUCUCUUCGAACCAUUCCGAAUGUGCACAAGUUGUUGUUGAAGAGUAGUGGUUUUUAAAACUGCAAAAUGAAUGAUGGUAGACAAAUGGGGGUGCAUUACGUAGAUGCUGGCUUUCCUUAUGCUGUUAAUGAAGGCUUUUCGGAUUUCUUUCAAGGCCUCACACAUGUGCCAGUGAAUUAUGCCUUUGCAGGGUCAAUGCCUGAUCAGGAAAGUGUCUAUUGGUCAAUGAACAUGAAUCCUUAUAAAUUUGGAUUGUCUGGCCCUGGGAGUACAUCUUAUUAUAGUUCUUAUGAGGUAAAUGACCAUUUGCCAAGAAUGGAGAUCAACAGGGAUGAGUGGGAAUACCCUUCAGUAAUGAUCACUGAGGAAUCAGCUACAGCAGAUUCUCCACCUAGAAGAGAUGGAGUCACAAGCAUGCAGACUAUCCCUGAAGAAUGCAGUCCAAAUCAUCAUGAGUCCAAUAGUAGCCAGGUCAUAUGGCAAGAUGACAUUGAUCCCGAUAAUAUGACUUAUGAGGAACUACUAGACCUAGGGGAGGCAGUUGGAACACAAAGCCGAGGCCUUUCCCAAGAACUUAUUAAUAUGCUUCCAACCUCAAAAUACAAAUUCAGUAGCUUAUUCAAAAGAAAAAAUUCGGGGAAAAGGUGUGUAAUUUGUCAGAUGACAUAUAGAAGAGGCGACCAGCUAAUAAAAUUGCCAUGCAGCCAUGUUUAUCAUGGUGAAUGCAUUACCAAAUGGCUCAGCAUUAACAAGAAAUGUCCUGUUUGCAAUAUCGAGGUGUUUGGUGAGGAAUCAACGCAUUAGCAUCAACAUGGCAGAAAGGACCUUUCCUUGCUCUAUUAAUUUUUGCCCCUCCUCAUCUCUCUCUCUCUCUCUCUCUCUCUCUCUCUCUCUCUAAGUUUAAAUUUCUUACACUUAGGUAGGUGUAGUAUGAAGAACUGUGGCACUUGUCACAUAAUACAUGUUCUGUUUACUAGAAACAACCAAACAUAGUCGCAUCUUCCAAGUGGUUAAUGUGUGAUCUUGUGUAACCGUGCUAUAUAUUAUCUUUAAGCUGUGUACCUUUGAUAUUUAGGAUUUGGGAUUGAGAAAUUUGCUUCCCAGCCAUUGAUUAUCAUAAGAUGUUUUGGGAUUUGGGAAUGAA